AUGACAAUGGAACGUCUUCAAGCACUUCUCGCCUGCUUCCCCUGCGGCACAGAGGAGACAAAGCACGAGACCCACCCCAACGAGAAAGUAGCCUUACUCGCUGCCGCCAACGACAACCCACGUCCAGCUAUCGAGAUCGCAGACGACGUCGUCGAUGCCCUCCUCACUACUCACCUUACCGGUGCAGCCCUGCGUAUGCACCUCGACUCCCUCGUCGGCGCCUCCGGCUGGUGCACCAACAUUGCAAAGCGCGUCCUCGAGCGACUCACCACGGCCCUGCAGGCGUCUCACGAGAAACUCGGUCCCACCGUCCAUACCGCCUAUACCAAAGCCUGUGAAGCAGCACAAGCCAUUGAGGGUUUCGUCAUCGAGCACCCCGUAAUGUGUACCGUCAUUGCCCUGGGCGUCCUCGCCAUCAUCGCGCCGUGGGUGCUGGAAGCGCUCGGUUUCGCAGAGUUGGGGCCAAUCGAAGGCACCUUCGCUUCCUGGUGGCAGUCGACCUACGCUGGCCUUGUACCGAAAGGGUCGUUGUUUUCCUUUUUCCAGCGGCUGGGUAUGGUGAAGUGGCACUGGGUUGUUGGUUGA
Molecule: messenger RNA, 585 nt
Organism: Alternaria rosae
Lineage: Eukaryota; Fungi; Ascomycota; Dothideomycetes; Pleosporales; Pleosporaceae
Exons: 2
Coding region: 1-585 (194 amino acids)
Cellular component (GO): membrane
Source: RefSeq, a predicted model, not a curated record